This is a messenger RNA of Peronospora farinosa, 2244 nucleotides long. The record is from the annotation of a GenBank genome assembly. Lineage: Eukaryota; Oomycota; Peronosporomycetes; Peronosporales; Peronosporaceae.
AUGCGUCUUUCAACAGCAUUUUACUUGUCUGCAGCCUGUUACCUACUGGACGAGACUUUUGCUUGGGAUGAACAACCCCAGGGCUACGAAGUGAUCGAUGGUCCCAAUGGCUUUGAAGCAUUGGAAUCAUGGCGUCGUGUAUGGACCACAUGGAAGAACAUGGAGCUGUUUACGAAUCGAUACGAUCCACAAGAUUCCUGCAAUGUGUACAACAUCCAAGAACUUCAAUGGACGCAGCAGAAUUUCGUGCAGACGUUUCUCAUGAUGAACGACCGUUCUAUUUACGACCGUGAGACACAGCAAUAUACAGUGGAUAAGUACGUGGAAGAGAUGGAACAACGAGUUGGCACUAUUGAUAGUGUCCUAAUCUGGCCGGCAUACCCGAACAUUGGCAUUGAUAAUCGAAACCAAUGGGACCUUCUACGAGACCUCCCAGGUGGGGUUGAAGGAGUGAAGGGGGUGAUUGCCGAGUUUCAUCGUCGAGGAAUCCGGGUCAUUAUCCCAUACAAUCCCUGGGAUGUCGGCACACGUGAUGAGCCUGGACGGGAAGAUAUGGUGCGGAUGUACAAAGCAGACAUUGCUACACUGAAUGAAAUAAUCCCUCAACUACAAGCUGAUGGCUUUAAUGGCGACACCAUGUACGGUGUCCCCAAGUCCUUUUACAACUGCAGCAAACCAUUGGUUGCAUCUCCGGAGGGUGGUGUGCCUACAGCGUACUUGAGCCACAACCCGAUCAGUUGGGGAUACUUUUACGGCUACUCAAACUUUCCACCAGUGGCACGUGCCAAAUUUCUCGACUCGAGACACAUGGUGCAGAUCUGUGCACGCUGGUCGCUUGAUAGAACCGCAGAGUUGCAGACUGCUUUCUUCAAUGGGGCAGGUUAUGUGGUCUGGGAGAAUGUGUGGGGUAUUUGGAAUGCGAUGACCGAGCGUGAAGAUGAGACCGCCAAGAGAAUGUUUGCAAUCCUUCGCAAGUUCGGACACAUUGUUUCCACUGGACAGUGGACUCCGUACUAUGCAAUGAAAGAUGAUGGAGUGUUUGCAAGCGCCUUCUCUCUUCAGAAAAGUGAGGAAUCACUUUACACAGUGAUCAGCACUGUAGUGGAGGAGGAAGUAACAUAUGACUUGGUGCUCACUGAACAGCAGUCUGGCAACGAUGUUCGCGUGUAUGACGUCUACCGCGGAGUAGAAUUGAAGAAACAAAAAGGAAGAAACGGCACGGCUAGCUCAGUCGUGACAGUGACUUUAGAACCUCGAGGAUUUGGAGCAAUCUAUGUUACAAAAUCUCCCGAAUCUGACAAUGACUUGCGUCAGUAUCUCGAGAAGAUGGGAGCCAUGACCACCACUCCACUGUCGAAAUACUCUACAACGAGACACUUGCUUCAACAGCAGCUUGUUUCCAGUAACACUUUGAAUGUACCGAAAGAAACGAGCACCGAUGAUAUGGUGCUUGUGUCUGGAGCCUCAAACUGGUGGUUUAACGUUAGUGGCGUGCAGAUUGAGCCCGUGUCAGAAUGGACGCCAAACUUCGCGCAAUUUGGAACGGGAGUGCAAUUUCCAUGGGAAAACCGUCCGUGGAACAAUCACUCGACGAGAUUGUCCAUCGAGGACUUUAUGAUCGACAGAUAUCCCGUGACCAACGCGCAAUACAGAGUUUUCCUGAAGUCGAGUGGCUACAGUCCCAAGUCGUUGAAUCGCUUCUUGUUGCAUUGGAAUGAUCGUAUAGGCUCUCCAGCAUCAUGGAGCAUUCCUGUUGGUCUGGAACAAAGUCCUGUCGUAAACGUUGCCCACGAGGAUGCUAUGGCUUACGCGGACUAUUACGGCAAGCGCCUUCCGCACGACUGGGAGAUGCAGUAUGUUGCUUCCAACGGAUUGAAUUACGAUGCUUAUCCGUGGGGAUCCAAGUUGGACAGAACGAGACUACCCAAAGUCGUUUAUGGUAAGGAAUUGCCGACGCUGAGCCCCGUGGGCUCUUACAAGAAUUCACGUUCAACCAAGUUUUUCGUGGAAGACCUUGUCGGGUACGUGUGGCAGAUGACGGAUCAAUUUUGCGACUCUCAUACGUGUGGGCUUCUUCUUCGAGGAGGAAGCAGCUACCAACCGAUCUCCGCUACACUCGGUGACCCGAAUUGGUACUUUCCACAAGCUUUGAGUGCCCAGCAACAUAAUCGUUUCAUCAUGUUCAGCGAAGUGUAUGAUCGAUCGCCAAUGGUAGGCUUUCGUUGUGCGAAGAGCAUCCGUUAA